Messenger RNA from Zea mays, 717 nucleotides. RefSeq lists its product as uncharacterized. The record is from RefSeq and is a predicted model, not a curated record. NCBI's taxonomy places the organism in Eukaryota, Viridiplantae, Streptophyta, Magnoliopsida, Poales, Poaceae. Bases 1 to 717 code for a protein of 238 amino acids. The transcript is spliced from 2 exons.
AUGGGUUCUUGGGAAGAGCUAGCUAGACAAUUUUUGUUAGAGGAAGAAGAAGACGAUGAGGAGUUAUUCUUUAUUCUUCUCCCUGCUAUACUUCCAUUCCUCUCUGAAGAGAAAAGGUCUAUCCAUACCUCCUCUCUCUCUGGUGCCCAGAAGGUUAAGGAGAUUCUUGAAGGGCACGAGAGUUGGUGCAAGUCUGAGUUUCGAAUGGAGCCAGAAAUAUUUAAAGCCACAUCAAAUUUUCUUAGAAGAGAGGGUUUGUUACGUGACACACGAGGAGUUAACGUCGAAGAGCAGCUUGGGAUGUUCAUGUAUAUGAUCUCCCACAAUGCCAGUAACCAAAUGCUUCAAAAGGCUUUUCAACAUAGUGGAGAGACCAUCCAUCGAAAAAUAUCAGAAGUUUUUGAUAUAGUUCCCACUCUAACUCAGCGGUUCGUGAAGCUUCCCAAUUCUAUCCAGACACAUCCAAAAAUUAUAACAGAUUCUAGGUUCAUGCCCUUUUUUCAGAUAGCAGCAACAGCUGUUGAUUUUCACAACAUAAUUAGAGGGCAAAACGGUGAUGAAGGUUGGCUUGACCACCAACCAGAUCAUAUAUCUCCAAGCCAGUAUGUUGAAGUCCCAGAGGGAGACAACAACUACCCCAAUGAUAUGGACUCAAGUGAUGGAAGCAACCUGAGAGAUCAGAUUGCUCUCCAAAUGUGGGCUGCCUACAAUAGCUAG